Messenger RNA from Prorocentrum cordatum, 1129 nucleotides. The record is from the annotation of a GenBank genome assembly. NCBI's taxonomy places the organism in Eukaryota, Dinophyceae, Prorocentrales, Prorocentraceae.
CUCACUUCCCCCCUCGCUCGCCGCCGACUCUCGGCUGAGGACACGCACCGUGUAGCAGCGGUGAUUGCCGUAGCGCGCUCCUCCCCUGAGCUCGGGCGGCCUCCAAGGUGGCCGCCGAGCCUGCGGGCCGACCUGGAGGCCCUGUCCCUCCAGCUCGAGGCCCACUCCGCGCGCAUGCUGGCCGCGUCGCCCGGGGUGCUCGCGGACCUGGAGGCCAUGCUCCUUCCGAGGUUUCCGUCUGCCCGCCUCGGCCUGUACGGCUCCGUGCCGGAGGGCACCGCGGGGCUGCACGGCGACUACGACGCCACGCUCGAGCUCGGGCCCGGCGACCUCGAGAGGUGGAGACAGGCCGGGAGCAGCACGGCCCAGGACGGCACCGCGGGCGACCCGGUCCCCCGCGCCGUGCAGAGCGCCGCCCUGCGGGACCUCUCGGGCCUGGCCCAGGCCUCGAGCACCUGGGCGCUGCGACGACUCGCCCUGGACGCCCGGGUGCCCUCGGCCACCCUGGCGCACCGGUCGGCGGGCCUCCGGGUCGACCUGACCAUCGGCAGGGCCGCCUGCGUCCAGCAGAGCAGGGACCUCGGGCGGCGGAUGCCGCCGCGGGCCCGGCGGCUCGUGCAGGUCGUGAAGUACUGGGCCCGCCGGCGGCGGCUCUACGGCAGAGCGCACGGGCGCCUGUCUGGCUUCGCGUUCACGCUGCUGGCCGUGUUCUUCUGCCAGGUGAGCGACGCAUUCCAAGAGCUCUCGGGCGGGCUGGCAGGCUUCUUCGCGUUCUAUGCCAGCGACUUCGACUGGGCCCACGAGUGCGUGUCGGUGGCCGCCGGGAGGCGGACGGCCAAGUCCACGCCAUGGCUGCGCAGGGUGCCGCACCUCUCGAUCGAGGACCCCUUUGACCGCUGGACUGACAUCUGCGUUCCUCACCUCACCGAGGCAGAGUGCUCGCGCCUGCAGGAGGAGUUCCGCCGUGCCCACCGCAUGAUGCAUCAGACGAGCGGCGUAAGUCUCGCGGAUAUUCUCUCGGAGGCAAUGGAGGAAAGCUUGCUGGUCCUGGUCUGACCCCCCCUCGUCAUCCUUCUCCUCGCCCUUCCUCCGUUCCCCAUGCCCCCUUCUGCUAUUUUGCGUUGCCUCC